AUGACUGGUUUUUACGAUUUUCCAGAGCGGGGACGGAGGGACGAAUCAUGGGACCUCUUGCGUUCUCUGGCUAACAGGUCUACCCUACCUUGGGUGGUAUUGGGAGAUUUUAAUGAUCUCAUCUUUCAGAAUGAGAAGCGAGGUGGCAAUCCACAUCCAGACAGGCUCCUACGCGGUUUUGGGGAGGCUGUGGAUGACUGUGGUUUGCUCCAGUUGCCUAUGCAGGGCUACCCGUUCACUUGGGACAGAGGAAAGGGGACAACGGAUUGGAUGGAGGAGAGGUUGGAUAAGGUGCUCGCAAGGGCGGACUGGUGCAAUUCUAUACCGGCUGCUUCUGUGACUAAUAUCCUCACCAGGUCUUCUGAUCACUCGGCCCUCUUCUUGGGGGUUAAGGCGGAAAAUCGAAGGCAUGGUAAUGCACGUAGAUCUUUCAAGUUUGAGAUGGCAUGGCUCUUUGAUGAGGGGUUGCUUCGCUGGGGUGGUGACCAUUUUCACAACUUUGGUAGUAAGAUAAGGGACUUGCGGAAAUCUCAAUCACAUCUGAGAGGCUCAGUACACCCCGACUCUCUUGCGGAAUUCCAGCGCAUUGAAACUGAGUUAUGUCAGCUGGAGGCCCAGGAGGAUUCUUUCUGGAGACAGAGGGCUAAGUAG
Ipomoea triloba (trilobed morning glory) is the source of this 651-nucleotide messenger RNA. RefSeq lists its product as uncharacterized. NCBI's taxonomy places the organism in Eukaryota, Viridiplantae, Streptophyta, Magnoliopsida, Solanales, Convolvulaceae. The record is from RefSeq and is a predicted model, not a curated record. Gene Ontology annotation, molecular function: catalytic activity. The transcript has 2 exons. Bases 1 to 651 code for a protein of 216 amino acids.